This is a messenger RNA of Dromaius novaehollandiae (emu), 2325 nucleotides long. It is a transcript of the gene RUFY4, whose product is annotated as RUN and FYVE domain containing 4. Bases 77 to 2137 code for a protein of 686 amino acids. Gene Ontology annotation, cellular component: autophagosome; lysosome; late endosome. Gene Ontology annotation, biological process: positive regulation of autophagosome maturation; plus-end-directed vesicle transport along microtubule. The record is from RefSeq and is a predicted model, not a curated record. The transcript is spliced from 11 exons. Lineage: Eukaryota; Metazoa; Chordata; Aves; Casuariiformes; Dromaiidae.
UGGGGAGCCGACAGGGACGCAGCAAGUGGCUGGGGCACCCCACAGCUUGCCAGCACCAACCCCCGGAGCAGAAGCCAUGGCAGGGGAUGGGGAGCUCAACCGCAUCAUCAAGGACUUGCACAAAACCAUCACUGAGCUGAACCGGUGCUACCGGGAGCAGAACCUGCCUGUGACGGACGGGAGCCGGGAGCUGCACAGCCUCUGCGCCCAGCUGGAGUUCCUCCUCCAGUUCGACCUCAAGGAGAAGAGGAACUUCUUUGGGCAGCGGAAAGACUAUUGGGACUUCCUGUGCCAGGGCCUGGCGCGGCGCCGGCACGAACACGAGGGCGUUCGCUUUGUGACCUCGCUGGACAAGCUGAAGACCCCCGUGGGCCGAGCCCGGGCCUUUCUGCGCUACUGCCUGGUGCACCGGCAGCUGGCCGAGUCACUGCAGCUCUGCCUCCUCGACCCACAGAGCCUCAGUGAGUGGUACUACGCCCGCAGCCCCUUCCUGAGCCCCCGGCGCCGGGCCGAGAUCCUGGGCAGCCUGUACGAGCUGGACGGCAUCACCUUCCACCUGGCACUGCGCCGGGCGGACCUGGACACCGCCUGGCCCAUGUUCUCCGAGAUGCCACUGCGGCCCCAGACCGCUGGCAGUCCGGAGGAGAAGGCCCCACAGGACAGCGACGCUGGCAGCUCCCCACCGGGGCGGGCGGGCGAGGCACCGCAGGCCGAGGGAGCCGGGGAGGCCGGCACGCCACCACGGGAGCGCCUCAGGGAGCUGCGGCGGGCCAACGCCGCCCUGCAGGCUCUGGCGGAGCGGCUGAGGGCAGAGGUGGUGGUGCUGGAGGGGCGGCUGGCGCGGGAGGAGCGGCGGCACCGGGAGCAGGAGGAGGGCAGCGCCCAGCAGGCCGAGCUGCAGGCCCGGGAGGCCGAGGCGCUGCGGGAGACCAAUGCCUUCCUCAGCGGGACGCUGGUGCGGCUGCACGCCAGGGCCACCGAGCUGCGGCGCCGGGCCCAGCAGGCGGAGGAGGCCGCCGCUGCCCUGCAGCAGGCCCGGGAGGAGCAGGAGCGGCGCCGCGAGGAGCUGGAUGGCCUCUGCCGUGCGCAGGCCGCGGCCCUGGAGGCGGCCGAGGGGCGGCUGCGGGCGCUGGAGGCCGGGUGGCCACCGCAGCCCUUGGAGGCCGAGGGCUGUGAGCCACGGGAGCGGGCAGCAGAGAGCAAGGCCGGCGGAGCGGCGGCGGCAGGGGCAGCAGCGGCUGCCCUGGAGGAGACCCAGUGGGCGCUGGCACUGGCAGCGGAGGAGGCGCGGGGCUGGCGGGACGUGGCGGAGGCGCGGGCCGCCCGCCUGGCAGAGGCGCAGGCGGAGCAGGCGGCCCUGGCCUCGCGCCUGGAGGCCUGCGAGGCAGCGGCGGCCGGGCAGCGGGAGGAAUGGGGGCAGCUGCGGGCGGCCCUGCGGGCAGCGGACGAGGAGCGCCAGGCCCUGGAGCAGCGGGCCAGCGCCGUGGCUGAGGAUGGCACCCGGCGGCUGGCGGCGGCCCAGGAGGAGGCGGCCGCGCUGGAGGAGGCGCUGAGGCGGGCGCUGGAGCGGGCCCGGGAGCCCCGAGGAGAGGAGCCGGCGGAGGCCAGGGCAGAGCCGGGCGCCAGCACAGCUGCUGACAUGGUGACGCGCCUGGCUGCCCUGGCCACUGCAGCCCAGGACGAGGCCCGCCAGGGUCGGCAGCAGCUCCAAGCCCAGUGGCAGAAGGUGGUGCAGCUGGAGGAGCAGCUGGGCAGGGCACGGCAAGAUGGGGAGCGCUGGGCAUCGGCCCUGCAGCGGGCGCAGCGGGAGGCCAUGGAGCGGGAGGCCACACGUGGCGAGGAGCAGGCCCGGCAGCAGGAGCUCAUCCGUGACAUGAAGGGGCGGCUGCUGGAGCUGCUGCGGGAGAAGGAUGCACUGUGGCAGAAGACAGAGGGCAUCGACCCGCAGAUGCCCAGCGCGGUGCCUCGCGACGUGGGGCUGUGUGCCCGCUGCCACAAGGACUUCCGCCUCCUCUCCCGGCGCUACAGCUGCAGGUUAUGCCAGGGCAAGGUGUGCCACGCAUGCUCCGUGGACGUGGGCAAGCAGGGUCGUUGCUGCCUGCUUUGCUAUCAACAAAGGCACCAGCAGGCCACAUGAGUCAGGACCGGGUCCGUCGUGCCAUGCCUGGGAGACCCACUCCAGCCACAGCCCACCCUGACUGCCUCUUCAUGGACUCACAUGAGCCAGGGACCCAGGCGUCCAGGGCCUGCUGCGCAGGUUCUUCCUCUCAGAGUUUAGGGUUUUGGACAUGUCUUUCAUGUGGCUGGUCCACGGAGAGGAAAACA